Molecule: messenger RNA, 4352 nt
Organism: Monopterus albus (swamp eel)
Lineage: Eukaryota; Metazoa; Chordata; Actinopteri; Synbranchiformes; Synbranchidae
Gene: c5ar1
Product: complement C5a receptor 1
Exons: 3
Coding region: 202-1224 (340 amino acids)
Biological process (GO): positive regulation of cytosolic calcium ion concentration; inflammatory response; phospholipase C-activating G protein-coupled receptor signaling pathway
Cellular component (GO): plasma membrane
Molecular function (GO): complement component C5a receptor activity; G protein-coupled receptor activity
Source: RefSeq, a predicted model, not a curated record
UUCACAAGACAAACUACCCAUAUAUGGGCAACUUGUAAUGAUAGGAAUAUUGUGCAAGUGCUUGAGUGCGUGUGUGCGUGUGUCUGUGUGUGCGUGAGGGGCAGUUGGUAUAAGAAACACCUAAAAGCAGCACAGUCUCAUAACUUCCUGCAAGUGGUGUUAGGAACACAUCAACAGGCCACAGGAACCCUUUAACCAACCAUGGAACCCACGAACAGCACGGACUAUGACUAUGACUACAAUUUCACAAUUGAAGGUUUGACCCCUGAGAUUCAACCAAUCCAGAUAAUGGCUCUGGUGUCGUACAGCUUUGUGAUCUUGCUCGGCGUCCCUGGAAAUGCUCUGGUGGUGUGGGUGACAGGGUUCUGCAUGCCCCGCUCUGUCACGUCCCUCUGGUUCCUCAAUCUCGCGCUGGCUGAUCUUCUGUGCUGCCUCUCCAUCCCCUUACUCAUGGUCCCUUUAGUCCACGAUGACCACUGGCACUUUGGCCCGCUGGCCUGCACAUUGGUCAAAGGCCUGUUUUUCUUGGUGAUGUACUGCAGUGUCCUGCAACUGGUUUUGAUCAGUGUGGAUCGCUGGCUCAUGGUUAGCAAACCCGUUUGGUGCCAGAACAACAGGCGACCUAAGCAAGCUGCCUUCGGGUGUGUUGCUGUCUGGUGCUUGGCCCUGUUAGGUAGCAUCCCCCAGUUUGUCUACACCAAGGAGAUUGAUGCAGGUGAACACAAGCGAGAGUGUACAGGGGUGUACACCAAGGUCAGUGGCUGGAUGGUUACCUCCUUCCGCUUCCUGCUGGGAUUCUUCCUCCCUUUCCUGGUCAUUGUGAUCUGCCACUUGGUGGUGUACAGGAGAACACAGAGAGGACUGUCACGUGGUCGGACACGUUCCAAGCGAACAGUGAGAGUCAUCUUUGCUGUGGUGCUGACCUUCUUCCUGUGCUGGCUGCCUCUGCACAUUGUGGACUUUGUGACGUUGGUCAUCCCUCGAAGUUCCAUUCACAGCCCAAACAUUUACCUGGCACACGUUUUAACACUCUGCAUAGCAUAUUUCAACAGUUGCCUCAAUCCACUGCUCUAUGUGUGUCUGGGCCAAAGCUUCAAAGACAGCAUGAACCGGUCCCUGCGCAACAUGCUCAACUUCAUCAACGAGGACCCUACAACCAGGAUGAGCAUCGCUACGACUGACACCAAGAGCACGAGCACUGGAAAGGAAAUGACUAAAAUCUGAAGGUGUGAUUUUGAUGUAUACAAUAUUCUCACAUAAGGCUGAGGUUUGCACUGAAAUCGCUGAUGUAGUUUAACAGGAACCAACUCCAUGUACUGCACUGUGCUUGAGUGACACAUUUGCUGUAAAUCAUUUUAAGUGGAUUCAGCUUAAAAACCUCCAGAGACAUUUUAAUGCAUAUACUCUACAAUGAAAAUAUAUCUAUGAGCCCCCCCUCCCCCAAAAAAUAAACAAAAACCCUCAGAAAAAUGCCACAAAACACAUCUGCUUUUAUCCAUCAUUGUGAUUUCCAUGAUUCAUGAAUAUUCAAAUAUUUGCUAAUGAGCCCAGGUGUCUGGCACCGCCCACCACUGCCCCCUCCAAGGUAGAUGGUGAAAUCAUUGUGUAUCCAGUUUGGUCUCACGGCACAAUGUUUUACAGCCACAUUGGCCCACAGCGUAAGACGCAGUAGUGUAACAGUAAUGUUUAAAAUUGUGAUGUAGCAACAUCUGUUGUAUUGCAGCCAGGUGUUCUUCUUCAUUGUCUUCUUUCUGGUGUUUUAUGAGGGUUGUAAAACAAAAAAAAAGGGGGCAUUGCUGCCACGAACUGUAGAAGUGGCAACUAACAUGUAGGGUGCAUUGAAGGCAUAUGGUUAAUGUUAAAACCACUACACAUUGGUGGUUGGGGUGCAUGGAUGGAUCAAACAAAUACCUGAAUGUCAUACAGCGAAUCUGAGAUUGUGUAUUUUAAGGGUUUUGCUUGUUUUUAAUUGUUUUAACUGAGCCCUGGGCCUUUUCCCAGCCUUAUUCUUCAAGUUUGUGAGCCUAAAUCUAGUCAUGUGGUUUCUGUGCCUAAACAUAAGCAUACUUUAAGUUUCAAUGUACUUUCAUUUUCAAAUUUCAAUUGAGAAAAAUGUUGCAGUGUCACAUUUUUCAAGGUGUGACUGUGAGAAUAGUACGUUCUGUGUUGCAGACCAAUGUAGCUAUUACACAUUUUGCUGUGAGACUGGGUUGGUGUAUCAGUAUAGGUUCAGACCCAGACUCUGAUGAGGAGUCUGCUGUUCAACAAAGUUAGCGAUUGGCAGACGUCUCAGAAAGUGUUGGUAGCACCUUGUAAAACAUUUUAAUGGGAAAAAUACUGGACACAGCUUUUCCUAUGUGUGACUAAUGUUUACUAUGAACAAAUGUUGUGCAGUCAUUGUAAAAGGAUGCUCUUCAGCAUAAAGAAAUUAGGAAACUGCUCAUCCUAAAAGUUUAUUGCUCUUGAGGUUGGGAGGCCAGAAGACAUGCAGCCUUCUGAUAAAAACACGUAGUGACCUGGCCCUAUGCUAGGAGGGAAGUGCUUCACUGGUGUGACUAAGAUUACAACUCAGCAAAUAUACUUUACACUGAGCUGUAUAACUACUACUCAAAGGGUUCACUCCUUUGAGCAUUUGCAGUUUGGGUGUGCAGAGACACUCUCAAUGGCUGUUGUAUGCUCCUUCUUGCAAGAAUAUUAGAAGAUGGCUUGAUAAUUUUCAAAAGUCUCAGCAUUCCUUAAAUUUUUCUAACACAUUUGCUGUUAGUUUGUAAUUGGUGGUUGACAUAGUUAGUACUGCUGUGUGUUUUCACUUUGUCACAUUGUUAUUAAGCAAAAUGUGUAAAUGUAUUUAGUCUGGCUAAGAGUGUGUUAGUAUGUCAGUGAUCCAAAACAGAGAGAACCCUGAGAUUGGGGUACAGCGGAGGAAUGUGAAAACAGUCCGUUAGUGGCAAACUAUGCACCUACACCAGUCAGUAUAGUGGAGGGAAAAUGUUUAUGGGAUAUGAAAAUAAAAAAAAUGCUCUAAAUGUGAGUUAACAGAACCUAUAGUGAAUAAUUAGUUCAACCUUGUUUUAUGAGUUUUGAAAUGGAAAACUGUUUGGUGAACUGAAUGUGAAAUAAGUGGGGUGUAUUAAUGAAAAGAGACCAGGUGAUUUCACCUACUCUCUGUAUGAUAUUUUAAAAUUGCAUACUGGCCAAUUAAACUGUGACUUUAGUGAGCACACCCACUUGGUAUUUGACGUGUGCGUAUGUGUGUCUGUGUUAUAAUAAUGUAAAGUUGUAAUGUAAAGCUAUAACUGCACAACAAUAACUAUUGGCUAAUCUGUAACAUUUCCUGUAAAUGCUCAUAUUACAUGCAAAAAGUUUCUGAGUUUUGCUCUUACAUAAUCCUGGACCGCAUCUGAUAUUAAUAGAAUUACAGAAAUAGCAUGAUCUCUGCAUUACUUUGUGUUUUAAAUAAAUAUCUGCAGACAGACAUUAGAUAAGAUGAAGAGAAUAUUAUUAUGUAUAAUAAACAAUUUGUUCUUGUGACAGAUUUGAAAACAGUCUCGUUCUCUUCUAUAACGAGUUCACUCAUAGACCACUAGAAGAAGCCACACUCAAACGCUCUGCUGCUGAAUGGAUCAAGUGCAAAAGGCUUCUUGACUAAGUCCCUUUGUUUUAAUGUAUCGCACCCUAAGACAGUAGAUACAGAUGAGAGAAGAGGCUGAACAUGUAAUAUUUAGUGAUGUUUGUAGCUUUGUCAAAUAAGGGCAUUUUAUCCAAAUGUGAAACUCAGCAAAUGUAAAUAGUUAUUUCCGCAUCAACACCUGCCUAAUGCAUACAUUCAUUCCAAACAAGGCCACAUGAUGGUAUAUACAAAAACAUAUGUAUUUACAAGAGUGUGUUAGUCUGUGUCCCUGUGUCAAUGAAUCUGUACACUUAAACAUACUCUAUAUGCAUGCAUGUACAUUGGUCCCUUACGGUGGCCUCUAAAGCCCAUUACUGACCCAUGGAUAGCUCUUAAAUUAUGCUCCUGAAAACAGCUGCUGAAGAAGAGAGUUCCCUUUAGUAUGAAUCCAAGAUUUACAAAGAGGCAGAGCUGAGCAUCUUAUCUGAUAACGAUAAAGGUACAGUACAAUUUCUGCUCAGAACUUCACAGUCAGCCCUUGACAUUUCAGACCGUAGGAAAAUAUAAACACCAAUUUAUACAACAACCCCUGCACAAAGAGGAAGUUCAGAACAAAUCCUUGGUCUAAUUUCUUACCACACAAAACAGAUGUAGUAAUGCUUUAUUUUACAGGUCUAUAAUUUCUGAACAAUAUCUUAAUAAUUCGGUUCUGUGCAUUAUUUUUAUGGACAAAAUUUUUAGG